Teleopsis dalmanni is the source of this 1568-nucleotide messenger RNA. Its product is annotated as N-alpha-acetyltransferase 20-like. Gene Ontology annotation, biological process: N-terminal peptidyl-methionine acetylation. Lineage: Eukaryota; Metazoa; Arthropoda; Insecta; Diptera; Diopsidae. Gene Ontology annotation, molecular function: protein-N-terminal amino-acid acetyltransferase activity. Bases 207 to 734 code for a protein of 175 amino acids. The record is from RefSeq and is a predicted model, not a curated record. Gene Ontology annotation, cellular component: NatB complex. The transcript has 7 exons.
CUAAAAGAGUUAACAUAACCUUUUCGCGUACAUUGUAAAACUAUAAAUACACCAGUGUCCGUAGAAUAACUUUAUAAAAUAAAUCAUAAAAUAAUAUUUAAAUAUAUAUUAGUUAUAUAGAGUAUUAAACUUCAGUGCUGCACGGGACUUAAUUAUCUAAUAUCAUUUGUUGCCUGCUACAUUGUUAAUACACAUUUCAUUACAGUAUGACAACGUUACGACCUUUUACUUGUGACGACUUAUUCAAAUUCAAUAAUGUUAAUUUUGAUUCGCUAACAGAAACUUAUGGCCUUUCAUUUUACACACAAUACUUAGCAAGGUGGCCAGAAUAUUUUCAAGUUGCUGAAUCGCCUAGCGGGCAGAUUAUGGGUUAUAUUAUGGGCAAAGUGGAGGGUCAUAUGGAAAGUUGGCAUGGUCAUGUAACUGCUUUAACUGUGUCGCCAGAUUACCGCCGUUUGGGUUUGGCUGGCUCGUUAAUGAAUUUUCUGGAAGAUGUUUCUGAGAAAAAACGUGCAUAUUUUGUAGACUUAUUUGUUCGUAAAAGUAAUCAAGUAGCAAUUAACAUGUAUAAAAACUUGGGCUAUAUAAUUUAUAGAACUAUAUUGGAGUAUUAUUCUGGUGAACAAGAUGAGGAUGCUUAUGAUAUGAGAAAAGCAUUAUCACGCGAUGUUGAAAAAAAAUCCAUUAUACCGCAUACGCAACCAGUACGACCUGAAGACUUGGAAAUGAACUAAUAUUUGAUUUAUUUCACAUGUGUUGCAUGUAUUUGUGAAUUGUGCUAACAUAUAAGUCUAGAUUUUCUAUUGGUCUAAAUUUACUUAUUUUUUUUCUAUGUUUUAUACGCCCAUAUUUAUAUUUUGUUAUUCAUUUUUAAUUGGAACAAUAAAAACCAUACUCUUGUUGGCACAACAUAUAGAUAUUCUAUAAACUGCUAAAUCUCUUUCAAGUCAUUAUAGUACUUUUAGUUUCCUACUAGUUUCUAAAUCUAAUAAUAAUCCUUUCAAAGCAAAAAGACUUCAAAACGAAUGAUCACUUAAAAUUAUUACUUCGAAAUAUGCAAUAUCGAAAAGAGAGAGAAGAAACAUUAAAUAUGGUUUAGGAUGUAUUUCAUUUAAAUAAUUGUUCAUUGUUUUACUUUAAAAUUGGAGAAUAAUUUCUAACGCUGUAGAAUUCGUAGUAUGAAUUAUUAUAAGUCCAUAUUCAUCAUUUAUUACUUUGUUUAAUUAUUGUGAUGAGAGGCAAGAACAAAAAAGAUUUCACCAAAUAAGCGCUUGCUUGUCGUCCAUAUAUUUCACUAAAAUGUAACUAAAGCAGAACUAAUUUUAAUGAGUUUUUGUGCAGCCAUAAUGGAUCAUUUAUAAUUUCUACCUAGAUUUUAUAAAAUCGUUAAAUCAUACCUCUGUUGUAGGCUCGUAGUCUUAAAAUUACGUAGUUUAAAUUUUAUAAUAUUAUAUAUACUAUUUUUCAUACUCAAAUUAUAUUUAUUCAGUUUUUAUAUAAAUUGACUUUGUAAUCUUUUAAAUAUUGUAAAUUGGUCUAACUACCAAAUAAAAUUCUGCGUUACUCAA